Messenger RNA from Verruconis gallopava, 1225 nucleotides. RefSeq lists its product as uncharacterized. Lineage: Eukaryota; Fungi; Ascomycota; Dothideomycetes; Venturiales; Sympoventuriaceae. Gene Ontology annotation, biological process: protein insertion into mitochondrial inner membrane from matrix; mitochondrial respiratory chain complex III assembly. Gene Ontology annotation, molecular function: ATP binding; ATP hydrolysis activity. The annotation marks the transcript as partial. The transcript has a single exon. The record is from RefSeq and is a predicted model, not a curated record. Gene Ontology annotation, cellular component: mitochondrial inner membrane.
CGAUGUCUUGGCUGGAGUGACGAGCCGCUGAAGAAAUUCCUCCACAUGUGCAAAAGCUACUCGAGGAAAGGUGGCAAGGGGGCCACGUUGGUCUUCACUUGGGAUGCAGAAGAUUACGACUGGAACCAGAAGAGAAUGCCGCCUCGACCGAUGAGUACGAUUGAGCUGGAUGGCAAGAUUAAAACGGAAUUGCUUGCAGAUGUCGCCAAAUACCUCAACCCGAGAACGAUCAGCCUCUAUAAACAGCUUGGUAUUCCAUAUCGACGGGGUUACCUGUUCUACGGUCUACCUGGCACGGGGAAGUCCUCUUUGUCGAAAGCUUUGGCUAGCCAGUUCGAACUCGACCUAUACUGUCUCAAUCUUGGCGACAGCGGAGUGAACGAUACUAGUCUCCUGCGCGCCUUUGCCCGAUUACCUUCCAAGUGCAUACUUUUGCUAGAAGAUAUCGAUUCUGCUGGUAUUGGCCGUGAGUCUGCCACAACGAAAGAGCUAAAGAAGCGAAAGGACGACUCGGACGACUCAGAUAGUUCAGUUGGCAGUUCUUACUCUGAUUGGGUCAGGAGGCGAAACAGGAGAUCGAGGAACAAGUCUAGUAUGGUCACACUUAGCGGGCUCUUGAACGCCCUAGAUGGAGCAAGCGCGGCCGAAGGACGGAUUGUGAUCAUGACCAGCAACCACCCUGAGCUUCUGGACAGCGCAUUAAUCAGGCGUGGACGAGUUGACAAACGAAUUCUGCUUCCACCAAUGUCUCGAGAGUCGGCGCGCGGGGUUUUCAAACGGAUUUUUUCUUUUGGUGAUCUCUCUAAAGACGAAAUUGCAAAGUAUGCUGAUCAGUUUGCAGCAAAUAUUCCGGAAGGCGUCAUUGUGCCUGCAGAAGUGCAAGGAUAUCUUGUUGACCACCUCGAGAAGCCGGCACAGGCCAUUUCUGGUAUUCAACAGUGGGCUGAAGAGGUAGUCAACAAUCGGGUCAUGAACAAGGUCAUUGCAAAAGGCCUUGAAGAUUUCAAUGACAAAGCAGCUACACCGAGCACUGGCAUAGCCACCGAAGGAUUUGAUAUUGUGACCUCAAGCGCGAGUGAGCUCGACGAGAACAAGACGGAGCAGGUUUUCGCAGAGAUUGAAUGCGGCAAGACUACCUGAGGCACUUCAAGCAAAAGUAUCGGGAAAAAACAAUAUGGUAUCGCUUCUUUUAACUCAAUCCUCUCACAUGCCGUAGAAAUCUGAG